Molecule: messenger RNA, 2990 nt
Organism: Melanotaenia boesemani (Boeseman's rainbowfish)
Lineage: Eukaryota; Metazoa; Chordata; Actinopteri; Atheriniformes; Melanotaeniidae
Gene: gfm1
Product: G elongation factor, mitochondrial 1
Exons: 18
Coding region: 129-2375 (748 amino acids)
Biological process (GO): mitochondrial translational elongation
Cellular component (GO): mitochondrion
Molecular function (GO): GTPase activity; translation elongation factor activity; GTP binding
Source: RefSeq, a predicted model, not a curated record
AUGCGGAAGUUGUGUUUCACAACUGAGAAUCAGGGCCCCGGCGUGACAUUCACCGGGUUGUCCGUAGAGUUGGGGUUGUAUUGAAUCAGGAUUAAAACCACUCUUUACUCCACAGAGGUGUUGGCAAAAUGGGAAUACUAAAAGCAGGACUGCUUUUGACAAAAACGCAUUUUUUGGCACCAGGAAGCGUUACACUUAAAAAGGUGCUCAUUAACAGCUGUCGGACGUGCACCUCCGGCGUUUUCCCCAAUGAGAGGAUACGCAACAUCGGAAUAUCCGCUCACAUUGACUCGGGGAAGACCACCCUGACAGAGAGGGUCCUUUACUAUACUGGCAGGAUAGCGGAGAUUCACGAGGUGAAAGGGAAGGAUGGUGUUGGAGCCACUAUGGACUCUAUGGAGCUGGAGAGACAGAGAGGCAUCACUAUUCAAUCUGCUGCUACAUACACCAUGUGGAAGAACCACAACAUCAAUAUAAUUGACACACCAGGUCACGUAGACUUUACUAUCGAAGUGGAGCGAGCACUGCGUGUGCUAGACGGAGCUGUGCUGGUUCUGUGUGCAGUGGGAGGUGUCCAGUGUCAGACCAUGACUGUAAACAGACAGAUGAAACGCUACAAUGUACCCUUUCUCACCUUUAUAAACAAGUUGGACCGAAUGGGAGCAAACCCCAACCGAGCCCUGCAACAGAUGAGAUCUAAACUUAACCACAACACAGCAUUUGUGAACAUCCCCAUCGGCCUGGAGGGGAACAUGCAUGGUAUCAUUGACCUUAUAGAAGAGCGGAGCAUAUACUUUGAUGGGCCAUAUGGUCAAAACAUCCGCUAUGAUGAUAUUCCUGCUGAUUUUCGAGCUGAAGCCGCAGACCGGAGGCAGGAGCUGGUGGAGUGUGUUGCUAAUGCUGAUGAAUUCUUGGGGGAGAUGUUCCUGGAGGAGAAGGUUCCAACCAUAGAAAACCUGAAGGCUGCGAUCCGCAGGGCCACAGUACAGCGACUCUUCACCCCCGUGUUGGUGGGCACAGCACUGAAGAAUAAAGGCGUCCAGCCUCUACUGGACGCGGUCCUGGAUUAUCUGCCGAACCCCAGUGAAGUAAAAAACUACGCCAUCCUAAAUGAUGAAGAGUCCACAGAAACCUCAAAGAUUGAAAUGGACCCAACAAGAGACACUGCAAACCCCUAUGUUGGUCUGGCCUUUAAGCUAGAGGCCGGCAGGUUUGGUCAGCUGACAUAUGUACGGGUGUAUCAGGGCUGUUUGAAGAAGGGAGAAUACAUCUACAACACACGCACAGGCAAAAGAGUCAGAGUUCAGAGGCUUGUGCGUCUCCAUGCUGAUCAGAUGGAGGAUGUGGAUGAAGUUUAUGCAGGAGAUAUCUGUGCAUUGUUUGGGAUAGAUUGCGCCAGUGGAGACACUUUUACAUCCAAGACUAGUGCUAAUCUCUCCAUGGAGUCCAUUCACAUCCCAGAGCCUGUCAUUUCUAUGGCCAUUAAGCCAGCCAACAAGAAUGAUCUGGAUAAAUUCUCCAAAGGCAUCAACCGCUUCAGCAGAGAAGAUCCCACAUUUAGAGUGCAUUAUGACACUGAGAGCAAGGAAACCAUCAUUUCAGGCAUGGGCGAGCUGCAUCUUGAAAUCUACUCCCAGAGGAUGGAGAGAGAGUACAACUGUCCCUGUGUGAUGGGUAAACCCAAAGUUGCCUUCAGAGAGACAAUCAGCAGUCCUGUAUCGUUCGACUUCACCCACAAAAAGCAGACUGGCGGCUCUGGGCAGUAUGGUAAAGUUAUUGGAGUCCUCGAGCCUCUUGAGCAAGAACAUUACAUCAAGUUAGAGUUUGAAGACCAAACUGUUGGAACAAACGUCCCAAAGCAGUUUGUGCCAGCUGUUGAAAAGGGUUUCAGAGAUGCCUGUGAGAAGGGGUUCCUGAGUGGACACAAGAUUUCAGGAGUCAGAUUCCUCUUGGAAGAUGGAGGCCACCACAUGGUUGACUCAAAUGAGAUUUCCUUUAUUCGUGCAGGCGAAGGUGCUCUGAAACAAGCAAUGGAAAAGGCCAACACGAUCAUCCUGGAGCCAAUCAUGUCUGUGGAAAUCAUUGCGCCUCAGGAGUUUCAAGGGGUGGUGAUUGCUGGGGUAAACCGUCGCCAUGGUGUCAUUACAGGACAGGAUGGAGCAGGGGGAUACAUCACUUUGUAUGCAGAUGUUCCACUAAAUGACAUGUUUGGCUAUGCCACAGAACUACGCUCCUGCACUGAAGGAAAAGGCGAGUACACCAUGGAUUACAGCAGAUAUCAGCCCUGCUUGCCAUCUACACAAGAAGAACUUGUCGACAAAUACUUAGAAGCAACAGGACAGCUGCCUGCUAAGAAGAACAAGUGGAAGAGCUAAAAACUCUACAGUUCCACUUUGACAUCACCAUGUCCCUUCAUCACCAAAUGUUUUUUGCUUGUAAUUGACCAGGACUCCAGCAAAAGGCUUGACUUCAUGGAGCCAAAACAAAACUUUGACAUUUAACUUUUCUUUCAAGCCUCCUCCUCAUAUAUGACCCCUGCAGGAAACAUAUUUAUUUUAACAACAUUUAUCCUCAUUGCAGCAAGUGUUAAAAUAUUGGUAGUUAUGUCAAGCUCUGUGUUUUGUACUAUGUACAGAAUGGUCUUGAUGUAACGAUUAUAACAAAAAUUUCUCCUAAUUUUAAAGUGUAUCUUUUCUGUAAAGAUUAUUUAAUAGUAAAGAGGCAUAAAAAAACAUAUUUUAGUUGGAAAAACAAAACAGUGAGACUAGUCAUGUUUCCACUCACCUCUCCUGUUUCCUUUGCUGUCUCAAGCAUAAUUUUGGAACUGGCCAACAUGUCUGCUGAAGCAGUCUUGGAAGUGGGGCUCCCUCUCACCCCCACUAACACAAUCAAAAAUAUGAUGCUCUUCAGCCCCAUUCCUGUUCGCUGUCACACGCAGAUGUAAGGGCAAAAGCAAAAACAGCUAGUUUUAAAGGGUGCAGGCACAGAAA